UAACUAUCCUCAUUUGAAUACAUCGUCUAUAAAUAAUCGCGCCGCUGUUGAGGGGUCAUUACUUCCUCCAGUGUGAGCGGCAGUGGGACACUCAUCGCCGUUAUGCCCGAGCCCGCCAAGUCCGCGCCCGCUCCGAAGAAGGGCUCCAAGAAGGCGGUGACCAAGGCGCAGAAGAAGGACGGCAAGAAGCGCAAGCGCAGCCGCAAGGAGAGCUACUCGGUGUACGUGUACAAGGUGCUCAAGCAGGUGCACCCCGACACCGGCAUCUCGUCCAAGGCCAUGGGCAUCAUGAACUCGUUCGUCAACGACAUCUUCGAGCGCAUCGCGGGCGAGGCGUCGCGCCUGGCGCAUUACAACAAGCGCUCGACCAUCACGUCCCGCGAGAUCCAGACGGCCGUGCGCCUGCUGCUGCCCGGCGAGCUGGCCAAGCACGCCGUGUCCGAGGGCACCAAGGCCGUCACCAAGUACACCAGCUCCAAGUAGACGCGCGAGGCAGAGGUGAAUGCAGAGAAGAAAUUAAUGCAAACAGUAACUGAAAAUGUGAAUCAACCCAUAGAAGUUAUGAAAUACGCAAAGUCUGAUCUGCCUGAGAAUAAUUACUGUUUAUCCCACACACACCCAACCCCUCCUGGUUCCUGCACAUUGAUUCAUCAAAAGGUCAUUACCUGAGUGGAGGAGCCCAAACACGGUGUUUUAUUUUAGCUUUCUCAUUUUAUUACUCGUUUCAGUCAUAAAAGUAGAAUUUACUUCUGUCACAAGCCUACUUAGUGGGAAUUCUUUCUUUCCCAUGGACUACCUUUGCUUAGAGAAGUCUGAAUGAGAGGAUUGGCCACACAUCUGCGAUAUGAUUAAUAAAAAUUUGUGGAGUAAGUACUGGAA
Myotis lucifugus (little brown bat) is the source of this 879-nucleotide messenger RNA. RefSeq names its product histone H2B type 1. Lineage: Eukaryota; Metazoa; Chordata; Mammalia; Chiroptera; Vespertilionidae. Gene Ontology annotation, molecular function: protein heterodimerization activity; DNA binding; structural constituent of chromatin. The record is from RefSeq and is a predicted model, not a curated record. The transcript is spliced from 2 exons. Bases 103 to 483 code for a protein of 126 amino acids. Gene Ontology annotation, cellular component: nucleosome.